This is a messenger RNA of Nerophis ophidion (straightnose pipefish), 2432 nucleotides long. Its product is annotated as gastrula zinc finger protein XlCGF8.2DB-like. Lineage: Eukaryota; Metazoa; Chordata; Actinopteri; Syngnathiformes; Syngnathidae. Gene Ontology annotation, cellular component: chromosome. The record is from RefSeq and is a predicted model, not a curated record. Gene Ontology annotation, biological process: regulation of transcription by RNA polymerase II. Bases 146 to 1021 code for a protein of 291 amino acids. Gene Ontology annotation, molecular function: chromatin insulator sequence binding. The transcript has a single exon.
GGAGGAAAAGGGCAUCAGUCAGCCUAAAUGGUUGGAGGAGUUCCCAGUGACUGGUGUCCCUGUGAAGAGUGAAGAUGAUGAGGUGAAAGGUGAAAGUGAGGAGAGGGGAGGGGGGGAGCCUCCAAGCAGCAGCUCAACACAACACAUGACAACAGAAGCUGAUGGAGACCACUGUGGAGGAUCACAAGCAGACAAGCUCUUAGCUCCACUAUCAGAUAGUGAGGACACAACGUCACACUCUCCUGACACUGAUGAUGAAGACUCUAAAGAUGAUAAGACAUGUCACACUGACAACACUCACUUCACAUGUCCUCACUGUCACAAAACUUUUAAAUACCAUUGUCGUCUGAAAUCACACAUGAGAACACACACUGGAGAAAAACCUUUCUCUUGUUCAAUCUGUGGUAAAGGUUUUACACAAAGUAUCAAUUUGAAAGUACACAUGAGAACACACACUUGUGAAAAACGUUUUUCCUGUUCAACCUGUGGUAAAGGUUUUACACAAAAUCAGAGUUUGAAAAUACAUAUUAGAACACACACUAGAGAAAAACCUUUUUCUUGUUCACUCUGUAGUAAAGGUUUUACACAAAGUAUCAAUUUGAAGGUACACAUGAGAACACACACCAGUGAAAAACCUUUUUCCUGUUCAAUCUGUGGUAAAGGUUUUAGAGAAAGUCAACAUUUGAAAAGACACAUGAGAACACACACUGGUGAAAAACCUUUUUCAUGUUCAAACUGCGGUAAACAUUUUACUCAGAGGCCAGAUUUAAAAGUACACAUGAGAACACACACUGGAGAAAAACCUUUUUCAUGUUCUAUCUGUGGUAAAGAUGUUACUCAGAGGCCACAUUUGAAAGUACACAUGAGAACACACACUGGAGAAAAACCUUUUUCAUGUUCAAUCUGCGGUAAAGAUUUUACUCGAAGGGAAAAUUUCAAAAAGCACAUGAGAAUACACACUGGAGAAAAACCUUUUCCUGUUCAAUCUGCAGUAAAUAUUUUGCGCAACGACACUAUUUGAAAGAACACGUGAGAACACACACUGGAGAAAAACCUUUUACAUGUUCAGUAUGUUGUAAAAGUUUUUUACAAAGUCAGCUUUUGAAAAGACACAUGAGAAGACACCCAGGAGAGAAAGUGUUGAGUUGCAGUGUGUGUGGUGAAAGAUUGUCUUCUAAGUACCAGUGUAAGAAACACAAGUGUGCUGGUGAGAACAGCAGCAGCAAAUGAAACUGCAGGAUUUGAAAUAAACUGUCCAGACUUUAACUUUGACCUUCUAAAAACAUCAGCACAUAGUUUCUAAGAUUUAUAGAUGAGAUAUUUUAGAUUAUUGCCUUUUUUCAGUCAAGUACUACACAUGACAAGUGUUUUUUAAAGUUGUUCAUGAUUUAUCCCCCUUUUUUAGAAUUCCUCAAACAUUAUCAAUUUCAGAAAACAUGGGAACGUUUGGAAUGUUUGGGAAAAGUUAAUUAUGUACAUCAUCCCACAGAGCUUUACUGUACAUCCAUCCAUUUGUUCUACCACUUGUCUCUUUCAUUUUAUAUGUAUAGCAUUUAAUCACAUACUUGUCCGCCAAAGGGUGUUGCGUUUUGGAGGAACUCCUUCUGUCAGAGUGCUGUUCACACUUCUUUUACUGCGGAAAUCUACUCACAAAAACAAUCCAAACAGUAGGAAACAAAAAACGAUGGUGCGAAAAAGAGAAGACUAAACGUGCAUUUUGGAAAAAAUAACAAAAGCUACUUCUAUACACAAAUAAAGUCAACUUGGUUUGGAGUUACAAGACGUGCACACUACAAAACAACACCAAGAUGGAUGGCACUGGGAAUGGCCAAGGUAGCAAAAUACUCAAAGCAUGGAAUCAACUGGCGUGGAGUAGAAUCGCCGAGUGCCAUCCAGCUGUCAAGGUGCUGCUUAAGUAGCACCAGGGUCAAUUGGAAGCAGCUGUGCACGUCCCACAACUCCGCCCACAAAGGCAACACAGGAACUCUAGGAGGAAGGAGAAAUGUAAGAACAAGGUCAACUGCACCAAAAGACGAAAACUGACUGUUGGAGCCAAAUUUCCUUAUUUGCUUAUAUUGUUUUUAUUUAGUUUUCUCUGAUUGAUUGCUGGCUUCAGUUCAUGCUGAAUUUCCCUUUCUGCAGAUUGCUCCGCCCACUUCCUGUUGAGAACCAGGAAGUGUUGACAGGGAUGGGACUGUUGCUAUGGUGCGGUUGCCAUGGUAGCCUCCUUUAAUUGUGUUCAGCUGGGAACACUGGGGGGUGAUUGCAUGGAGGACAAACAGUUUUGGAGCGUGUGGUGUGGUGUGUGGUCAGGUCUCACUGCUGUGACAAUGUGCCAUUCAAGGUCAGCAUACAUAAUGUUCUAGAACCUACUUUUCAUUUCAUUUUGAUAGCUUGGAAUAAAGGGAUUGUCAUAUCCAAACACAUUUCUA